GCUCUGUCCCGGCUCUCACCGCCUGUCCCGUGAGGAAGCGCUCGGAGCAGCGGUGCGCACUCUCUCCGCUACCACUUUACCGCCCGACAACAUGUGAAAGUACAAUAACUACUUCUAAUUCCAUGGAAAAACGCCUUCUUUUCCAGGACCAUGGGGUUUGGGCAGAUCCUCCCGCACUCUGCCUCUGAGGGCCAGGUGCGUCUGAAUGUGGGGGGAGUCCGUCACCGCGUGGACCCCCAGACACUGCUGCGCUUCCCCCACACUCGGCUGGGCCGUCUGGUGCUGUGUCGGAGCGAGACGGCCAUCUUGGAACUGUGUGAUGACUACAGCCCUCUGGAGAAAGAGUAUUACUUCGAUCGGAACCCGCGAGUCUUCCUGUGUGUGCUCAACUUCUACAACACGGGCCAGAUCCACACGCUGGAGGAGCUGUGUGUCUUCUCCUUCAGCCAGGAAAUCGAGUACUGGGGCAUCCACGAGCUGCACCUCAGCCCCUGCUGCAGCAACUGGUACCAUGAAAGGAAGGAGUAUGUGGAGGAGCGAGACUGGGACAACCGCAGUGACGACCAGGCACAGCCCAGCUUCGAUUCUUCCAUGGAGGAGCUCUCUGCGCUGGACAAGGAUCUGGCCAAGUUCAAGGGUGCCUGGUGUGGGGAGGUGCGGAGCUACGUGUGGCUGAGGCUGGAAGACCCUGCCCACUCUUGUGCCUCCAAAAUCAUUGCCGUGGCCUCCCUCAGCGUUGUGCUAACCUCCAUCAUAGCCAUGUGCGUACACAGCAUGCCUGAGUUCCAACAGCAUGACGACAACGACAAACUCAUCGAAGAUCCCGUUUUGGCCAUUUUGGAGGAGAUCUGCAUCGCCUGCUUCUCUGCCGAGUUCAUCAUACGCCUGAUUGUUGCUCCGUCUCGCCGCAAGUUUUUGGGGAACCCUCUAAACAUUAUCGACGUCGCCUCUAUUUUGCCCUUCUAUGCCACACUCGCCCUGGAAACUGCUGACGAAGACGCGGAGGAGAACGAGGACAUCGAAAAUGUUGGCAAGGUGGUUCAAGUUCUGCGACUGAUGCGAGUGCUUCGUAUCCUCAAACUGGCACGACAUUCCAUCGGACUGCGAGCCCUCGGAGCCACCAUCCGUCAUAGCUACCAUGAGGUUGGCCUGCUCCUGCUCUUCCUCUCCGUGGGGAUCUCCAUAUUCUCUGCGCUCAUUUACUUUGCCGAAAAAGAGGAUCAGGACGCGGACUUGGGGACCAUUCCUUCAGGUUGGUGGUGGGCUACCAUCACCAUGACGACUGUAGGCUAUGGCGACACCUGCCCGGUGACACUGCCUGGGAAAAUAGUAGCGACUUUGUGCAUCAUUUGCGGGCUGCUGGUGGUAGCCUUACCGAUUACCAUUAUAUUCAACAAGUUUUCAAAGUACUAUCAGAGGAACAAAGCCAUGGAAGGUCAGUGUAUUGAGAAGCCAGAAAGGAAGGAUCCAGAACUUCCAUAUUAUAGCAUCCGAGACCUUUUCACAGAGAAUUUGUACCCGUUCUUAGGAGGACUGGCCUACAGAGACAGUGUGAGCUCCAGAGGGGAGGACACUGACGCCUCCAGCCUUCAGGACAUGGAGAUGUACGAGAAUGAUGGCUGUGAGAAAGUGCCCAAAUCAACAUGAAGCC
This is a messenger RNA of Periophthalmus magnuspinnatus, 1651 nucleotides long. It is a transcript of the gene kcns3b, whose product is annotated as potassium voltage-gated channel, delayed-rectifier, subfamily S, member 3b. The transcript has 3 exons. The record is from RefSeq and is a predicted model, not a curated record. Gene Ontology annotation, biological process: protein homooligomerization; potassium ion transmembrane transport. Gene Ontology annotation, cellular component: voltage-gated potassium channel complex; membrane. Gene Ontology annotation, molecular function: voltage-gated potassium channel activity; protein binding. The coding region runs from base 151 to 1647 and encodes 498 amino acids. Lineage: Eukaryota; Metazoa; Chordata; Actinopteri; Gobiiformes; Gobiidae.